AUGCAAUCGGGAGAAGGCUCAACCACUAUAGAGUCGACUCUCCAGGAAGUGCUAUCCGGGGGAGGCGCAACUGCCGUCGCCUCGGCUCAAAACGAGGUGUUACCCGGGGGAGGUGCAACCAGUAUUGAGGCAGCUCAAAACGAGGUGCUACACGGGGGAGGCGCAACCAAUACUGUGGCAACUGAAAAGGAUGUGCAAUCGGGGAAAGGCCCAACCACUAAUGAGGCGACUCAAAAGGAGGUGCUAUCGGGGGGAGGCGCAACCAUUUCCGAGCCAACUCAAAAGGAGGUGCUAUCUGGGGGAGGCUUGACGGCAGAAGCAGAGGAGGGAACGCCGGAGCUCCAGAUUCCCCUGCAACCGCGAGCCGUCGUGUUCACAGCGUCACCUUCCUCCGUGUUUAUGUACCGAAAGCCGGAUAGAAUAGACGAAGGGCUGUACCUGGGAAGCCUCAACUCUGCCUCAAACAGAGAAGCGCUGCUGGAGCUGGGCAUCAAGAGUGUUGUGACUGUAGCGAAUGACACGGGCGCGCCUCCGUUCCCCGACACCUUCUCAUACACGCUGGUGCACGUGGCGGAUGCCAUGCACGUGGAUCUAACUACUCACUUUGAAGGGUGCUUUGAAGCCAUUGAAGAGGGCAGGAGGGCUGGAGGCGUGCUGGUGCACUGUCUAGCAGGCAUGUCACGGAGUGCAACGAUAGUGAUUGCAUAUAUGAUGAAGACCAAGGGGUGGGACCUGCGAACAGCUCUAUCCCACGUGCGGCAGUGCCGACCAAUAGUGCAGCCCAACAUUGGGUUUUUGCGGCAAUUACAGGAAUAUGAAGUGGGAGCGGCGAGGGGAGAGGCGAGUGAGAUGCGCGGGGAGAUGGGCGCGCUGAAGGCGGAACUUGCGCGGAUGAGGGUUGCGGCGGAGCGGCAGGCGGCGGAGGUGGCGUACGUGAAGGCGACGGCGGCGCACUCGGAUGCGCGCAUCAACGACGUCGAGCUGGCGCUCGCGGCGCUGAAGGACGGCCGCGCGGAGAAGAACCGCGACGAGCGCAAGGAGGGCAGCGCGGGGGAGCAUGCGAGGGCGGAGAGGCGCGAGGAAAAGAGGCGGAAGAGGGACGACGCGGAGGCGGGGAAGGAGGUGGAGAUGGCGGACGCUCCUUCCGUUGUGCGCCCUCUUAUUGCCCUUGGUGGUGCGCCUGAAGGAAAGGGGGAUGCGGCGGAAAGGGAGGGAGACGAGCUGGAGGAGGAAAAUGAUGAAGAGGAGGAAAAUUAUGAGGAGGAAAAUAAUGAGGAGGAUGAGGUGCAGGGACUGAGGACGCGAGUGGAAGCGCUAGAAGAAACGUGCGCUGGAGGAAACAAGAUAUGGGAGGUGAGUGCACUUUCUGAGGCGCCUUAA
Molecule: messenger RNA, 1380 nt
Organism: Closterium sp. NIES-65
Lineage: Eukaryota; Viridiplantae; Streptophyta; Zygnematophyceae; Desmidiales; Closteriaceae
Source: the annotation of a GenBank genome assembly